AGUGGUGGUGAUUAUGUUUGCCUACAGUCUGCUCUGGUGCUCUAUCACCGCGAGUAUCCUCCUGGGUCGGCUAAGUUCACACACUAAGUACUCUUCAUUCCAAUAAAAUUAAUAGUUGCAGAUUGUCGUGAACCAAAAGAAGGACUUCCAUUGACAGCAACUUAGGAGUGACGAACACUGAAUAUUAUUUGUGCCGCAGUAACGUAAACCACAGAAUAAUGAUUGAACAAUUCGUUUGGAUUACAUUCAGUCAUUAUUUGCGAUUCUCGAUAGAGAGAAAGAAUCGAUACAAAUACGAGUGUAGGAAGGGUAUAAACAAUACUCUUAGAGACGAAACGCUGAAAUUCAGACUGCGGCCGAAAGACAACUCGUACUUAGGAUGUCCGAUUGAUGAGAGAGAGGAUGUAUCAUUCCUGCUGUACACAAGGUUUAACCCCCUAAUUUCACAGAAGCUGUACCUUGAUGACGACUUGUCUCUAGAGGCCUCUCACAUUAGUGGUACACACCCCACAGUGGUAUAUGUGCAUGGAUUCACGGAGAGAGGAGGCGGCCUCAGCGGAUCCGUGAUAAGGGAUGCGUACCUACAGCGAGGCUUCUACAACGUGAUCUUGGUGGACUGGCAUGAGCUCUCAGCUAUGCCGUGGUACAUCGCGGCUGUUCGGAACUGUCAAGUAGUGGGGCUUUACUUGGCGAAGUUUCUAGACUACCUGGACAGUAGGGGGAUCCCCCUCAGCAAUGUGCACAUUAUAGGCUUCAGCCUCGGAGCGGAGGUAGCAGGAUACACCGGGCAGAAUCUUAGGGAUGACAAGGAUCCAAAACUUCCCAGGAUAACGGGACUGGACCCAGCCUAUCCUCUGUUCAAAUACGUCCAUACUGGGCUUCGUCUGAGUAAAGGAGACGCUAUAUUUGUUGAUGUGAUCCACACGGACGGAGGUGUUCUGGGCUUCCCUUCGCGUGUUGGACACGCCGAUUUCUUUCCAAAUGGAGGAAAACCGUUGCAGCCGGGUUGUGAUCUCUCGUCUAUCUUCGCCCGCUCGUCGUUUGAAGACUUAACGUUCUGCAGUCACAAGAGAGCCUGGAAGUAUUAUGCGGAAUCCGUAAACAACGAAGCUGGAUUCCCCGCAGUGCGAUGCGAGGACUGGCAGGAUUUUCGCUUAGGGAUGUGUUCUCCUGAGCAUGGAAUUACUUACAUGGGGAUAGCAGCAACUGCCAGUUCAUCAGGGAAUUUCUUCUUAGAGACCAAACCAAAUCCACCCUUCGCCAUGAUAAGCGGACGAUGACGCGUGACCACAGACAGAAUUGGAUGUCAUCGGUGAAAUUGAUGAGUGAACAAGAGAGAAACAUCAGGCUGAUUUACAGGAUUCUUUUAACAUCGAGUUUCGUCAGAUUUCCACCUAUACCGACAGAUCUACAACAUUAUGUUUAAAAAACAACGAAUAACGUUUAUUUUUACUACACAGUAACUGCUUUGCAUGGCAUAUCGGUUAAUAAUUAUUCAGCUGAAAAGAGAAAUUCAUUCGAUAGAAACCAAAAGUAAAUCGUCGGUAUUUAAAAAUCUCAAUAUUAGAUAAUUUCCUGAGCCAGCUGAGUCCAAUUGCAAGCGAUUCAUCUACGAUCAAGUUAAUAUCGUUUCUCUGCCUACGCUUAUAUCCCACUAAUUAAUGAUUUGCAAGACAUGCUGUCGUCACUUCUUGCGUUUCCUAACAGUGAAACACGUCCCACCAUCAGCUUGUAUUUAGUCAUCCGAAAAAUAUCAUGUAAAGAGCAAGAUUGCCAUUUCUCACAACGGAAAUAUAUUUUUGACAUGUUACCAGAAUCAGAUAUAUAUUUUCUUUGUAUUUGUUUAAACGAACACUUCAGUAAGAUCUGUCUCAAAUAAAAGUUGCAGACCCUGAAAGAGCUGUACUUUAUGACAUAUACCGUGUAUGUUUGCCUCAAUUGCUAUGCGGUGAAUAACUCUAAUACUGAAUUAAUAUGCGGGCGGUGAACCAUAGUAGUCGAACUGUUGCAUAGCAAUGGACGCUCUAUUCUUGAAUGCUUGGGAAUGCUUUUACCUAUUUGUUUCCUAGAAACGGUCCAAUCUGUCACGAUAUUUUGGUUCUAGACUUCCGACAAAUUUUCUGAGAAAACUACAGCCUCCAUCUUCAGGGAAGAAUUAAAAUAUCGAGAGAGCAGGUUCCUCUGAAACGUUGGGAAUCAUUUGACAGCGUACACUGUGUCAUAUCCGGGGACGAAACAGUAUUUCUGCAUUGUGCCGAAACGGCGAAUCCAUUUCUGUUCAUAUUUGUUCAAUCUAUAAUUCUUCCGAAAUGUCUUUAUCUCCUUUACAUCCCAUCAGUCUGCUCCGUGCCGUCUGUUCGUUGAAGGUUACUCCUUUACCCGCACGUGUUUUCAAAGCUUCUGUAGACUGGAGUUCAAGAUAUCCAUCACGGAAAUGAAGCAGUCCAGAGCCCCUCGUGGUUGUUGCCACCACUAAAGGGAAACUUCCAUUAGCCUGAGGAAAUUCUAUUGUUUACUUUUUGUUCGUUUCCACUCUCAUCCAUACGCUCCGACCCUCAGCUACUGCGCUACAGCAAAGCGAAAGCACUCUGCUUUAGAACACCUGUCCCUGUGCCGGCUGGCUCUGCGUGACGCGAGGCACGCCUCAGUUCCAUCAGAAUUUGUUCUGUCGCACAUGGCAUAACGAACGGACGGGCUGAUAUGAGUUUUCUUGAUUCAGUGACAGUCUAGUAUGCGCAUCCGUUAAUAUACUUUCAUAUACGUGAAAUACAGUAUGUGCGUUAUACUAUAUUGUGGCAUCUACACUCGUUGCUAGGCAACGACUGUGAAAUAAAUAGCUAUACAAACUUCCGUUGCUAAGCAACAGAUUCGUAACACGCAACAAAGGAGUAACGGGAAAGCGAUGUUCUCUACGCGGCCCGUGCGACAGCUACGUCACGCAGUAGUAGAAGAACUAAUGGGAGAGGUGUUUUCCAUACGGUCCGUGCUGAGACCAUAUAACGAGGAGCAGCUGCGAUUACGAGAGAGACGGCUUCCAGUGUGGAGGCGAGGCCGAAUACCUCCAGCGUAACACCAAUGUGGGAUUGUCGAUGCUUGAAGAGACAGCCAUGUAUUAAACUUCGAUACAAUAUUUGUUGUUGCUAUAUUGAAUGCAUGGACACGUUGGAAGAUUUUCUCCACUUCUCUCUCUGUAGCAGGUCUUCUGAUGGACCGCUGUCCAUGCUUCUUCAGGGUCACCAAUGCGAUGAAAAGGGAACCCAGUAUCUUGGGGCAUAUCUGGGCCACUCUCUUCCUGGGGGACAUAAAUACGGGGACCUGGCCCGGAGUAGUCUAGAACCUGAGACAGUAAAAUAUGGUCAUGAGAACCGGGGUCUCGGACCUGAGAAUGACUAUGUCAGCGAGGGUGAACACCAACU
Molecule: messenger RNA, 3416 nt
Organism: Cryptotermes secundus
Lineage: Eukaryota; Metazoa; Arthropoda; Insecta; Blattodea; Kalotermitidae
Product: inactive pancreatic lipase-related protein 1
Exons: 7
Coding region: 219-1280 (353 amino acids)
Biological process (GO): lipid metabolic process
Molecular function (GO): lipase activity
Source: RefSeq, a predicted model, not a curated record